Messenger RNA from Dermacentor andersoni, 7817 nucleotides. RefSeq names its product fatty acid synthase-like. Gene Ontology annotation, molecular function: phosphopantetheine binding; 3-oxoacyl-[acyl-carrier-protein] synthase activity; oxidoreductase activity. The record is from RefSeq and is a predicted model, not a curated record. NCBI's taxonomy places the organism in Eukaryota, Metazoa, Arthropoda, Arachnida, Ixodida, Ixodidae. Gene Ontology annotation, biological process: fatty acid biosynthetic process.
AUGAAGGAGGACGACAUUGUCAUCACUGGCUUCUCAGCCUAUUUCCCGCAAGCUGACCAUCUCGUCGAGUUUAAGGAGAAGCUUUAUGCGGGUAUUGAUUUCGUCACAGAAGAUGACGCUCGUUGGCCUCGAGGAUUUCUUGGCUUGCCUGAACGAAAGGGAACGAUCCGUGACCUCUCCCGCUUCGACGCUCACUUCUUCGGCGUCAACCCAAAACAGGCGCAUGUGAUGGACCCCCAGGCGCGGUUGCUACUGGAGUCCACUUACGAGGCCAUCGUGGAUGCCGGCUACGACCCUGCGACGAUGCGAGGUCGCAAUGUAGGAGUCUUCAUCGGCUGCUCCGACUCUGAGUCCGAGGGCGCAAUUGGCGGUGACGCGGAGAAUGUCGACAGCUAUGUCUUGCUCGGCAACAACCGUGCCAUCUUCGCAAAUCGCAUUUCCUACUGUUUUGACUUUAACGGGCCAAGCGUUGCGGUGGAGACCGCGUGCUCAUCGACAAUGGUGGCCCUCAACGAUGCCAUGAUGGCACUCCGCACGGGGCAGUGUGAGGCUGCCAUCGUGGGCGGAAGUCUCGUCACACUCAAGGCUACGAAGUCGCUGGUGUACAUGCACCUCGGCAUGCUUGGACCAGACGGAAAAUGCAAGUCGUUUGACUCUGGGUGUAAUGGCUACGCCCGGAGUGAAACUGUGGGCGUCUUUUUCAUCCAACGUGCACGAGAAGCCCGCCGUGUGUACGCCAAAGUGGUCAACGUCAAGAGCAAUGCGGACGGCUACAAGAGUGGCGGACUCACAGUCCCGUCAACAAAGAUGCAAGCAAAGCUCCUUCGUGAAGUCUACGCUGAAGCGAAGAUCGACCCGACGGAAGUGGACUACGUCGAGGCUCAUGGUACCGGAACUAAAAUAGGCGACCCUUGCGAGUUGGCGGCUCUAAGCAGCGUCUUCUGUCAGCCAGGGCGCAAACGACCACUCCAGGUUGGAUCCGUAAAGAGUAAUGUGGGACACUCCGAAACAGCUUCUGGUGUUUGCUCAGUUGCUAAGGUUAUCUUGGCUAUGGAGACUGGCACUAUAGCGGGUAACCUACACUUUAAUGAGGCCAACCCCGACAUUCCAUCGCUGCUCGACGGCACUGUUGAAGUUGUGGAAAAAGCGGCACCAUUUGCGGGAGGUCUUGUCGGCAUCAACUCGUUCGGCUUUGGUGGUGCCAAUGCGCACGCAAUUCUCGAAGCGAACCCAGGACCAAGAGUGGACAGCCUUGCACGACAGAAACCAGAGCUGCCAAGACUAGUUCUUAUGGCCGGCAGAAGCAAGGAAUCGCUAGUGAGAACCAUGGACCGUAUGGAAGCUGAGGGACCAUACCCGGAUUCCGCCUACGCUCUCUUGAAUUUCGUCGGCCAGCCCAGCCGUCUGCUAUUCCCCUUCAGGGGAUUUAUGCUGUUUUCCGUGGAUGGUUCCAACAAACAAUUCGAAAAGACAGUCGAGCCGGCUGCUGUCAAGGAGCGGCCUCUGUGGUUCAUAUUCACAGGUUUUGGAUGCCAGUGGAGAGGAAUGGCGAGGCAGAUGAUGCAGUUUGACGUAUUUGCACACUCGCUAAACAAGUCGCACCAGGUCCUGACCCAGUUCUCUAUUGACCUGAUUGCGGAAGCAACGAGGGAAGACAAUUAUUGUGGAGCCAUGUCUUCAGUAUUCGCCUGCAUCACAGCAAUUCAGGUGGCGCUGGUCGAUGUGCUUCUCGCCAUGGGUCUUCGGCCCGACGGCAUUUUGGGACACUCGUUGGGCGAGAUCGCGUGCGCCUAUGCUGACGGGUGCAUGACGGCCGAGCAGACCGUGAUCUGUGCUUACUGGCGAGGCCGCUGCGUGGAGCUGGGCGACCUACCGAAGGGAUCCAUGGCAGCCGUAGGCUUGACGUGGGAAGAGGCCAAACGACGCUGUUGUGACGGAGUGGUAGCAGCCUGCCACAACGCCGUGGAUUCAGUGACUGUGUCUGGACCACCAGACGCAGUUUCAAAAUUGUUACAACAGCUGAAGGAUGAAGGCGUGUUUGCCAGAGAAGUGGAUGGCGCAGACAUAGCCUUCCACAGCGAAUACAUUCGCAAAAUAGCGUCACCCUUGCUUGAAGCUUUGAAAACGGUCAUUCCUGAGCCAAAGCCUCGCAGCCAGCGCUGGGUGUGCACAUCGCUUCCUGAGAGUCGCUGGGACGAGCCGAUCGCACAGAUGUCCUCGGCCGAGUACCACGUGAACAACCUUGUCUCACCUGUGCUCUUUUGCGAGGCGUUGCAGCAUGUGCCAAAGAACACCAUCGUGGUAGAAAUCGCACCGCACUGCCUACUACAGGCAGUCUUGCGCCGUGCUCUGGGCAGUGAUGCCGCCAGCCUGGGCCUCAUGAAGCGCAACGUGGACAACGCGGCGUUCUUUCUCAACUCACUGGGAAAGCUGCACGUUCUCGGCGUGAAGGUUGAUCUGUCGCCGCUGUAUCCGCCGGUGCCAAUACCUGUACCACGCGGGACUCCCAGCAUAGCACACCUUGUCAGCUGGGACCACUCGCAGUCGUGGACCGUCACCAAGUUGGACGACUACGGCCCAUCGUCAAAGUGGUCCCAGGACAUUGUCCAGUUGGACCUUGGGGACCACGGCGCAGACUCCUAUUUGACUGGCCAUCAAAUUCAAGGGAGGAUUGUGUUCCCUGCGGCUGGAUAUAUAGUCCUUGCCUGGAAGUCACUGGCAAAGCGCUGCGGCAAGCCUUUCUGCAAGGUUCCUGUGGUUCUAGAAGACGUCAGAUUUCAGCGAGCGACCAUUAUGCAAAAAGAUGGUACCACGCGCUUUACCAUCAACAUCAUGGAGGGAUCAGGGCAAUUUGAGAUCUCCGAGGGGGGCGGAGUGGCGGCGAGCGGCCGCAUUAGAAUGGCUGGAGAGAACGAGAAAAUCAUCGACGUAGAGCCGCCAUACCGGAACGCCGCUGAUCUCGUGUCCUGUGAUCUAGAUGCCGAAGAUGUCUACAAAGAGCUGAGACUUCGUGGUUUCGGCUACGACAGUCGAUUCCAGGGCAUCCUCAAGGCAAACAUAAAACGACCAAAUGGCGUGCUCAAGUGGGACAACAAUUGGAUUACAUUCAUAGACGCAAUGAUUCACAGUAGUAGCCUUGCGUACCCCAAACGAGCGCUGAAGCUUCCCGUAAAGAUAAUUUCCUGCCGCAUCGACCCAGCCGUUCACAUGGAGAUGACUAGGAAGGCAACGGAAGCAGGUGUAGGUUACGUCUACGAUAAACGCCUGCGCACAUGCCGUUCCGGAGGCAUUAUUCUGCAAGGCUUGGCGACCAGCACCGCUCCACAGCGUGUCACAGAAGAUGCCAUGGUAUUGAACGAACACGCGUUUGUGCCUUAUAGAGACAGUGAGUCUGCCAGGCAGAGUAGAGAGGCAUGCCUCCAAGAAUACAUCGACAUGUGCAGCAGAGCUGCUCAAUGUAUACUACAAAACUACUGCGGCGAAGAAUCUGAAUCUCUCGAAAGUGGGAAACGCGUUUCCAAUCCUUCGGAAGAGGUAGAGAAGUACAACCUAAAAGAUAAAGCUCAGAAUCAGGGGCUGCUGAAGACCCUUACUGCCAUUCAAGAAGAGGUGAAGCAUUCUGAUUCCUCGCUAGUGCAAAUCAUCCAAUCAGCUAUGGAGAGGUAUGAGGAAGAACUAGAAAAUGAUGUCAUUAAGACAGCUGCUCUCUUUGAAGAAGAUCCCUUGAGACACCUUCUUGAUGUUGUGGUCGAAAACACCAGCCCCACGAAACUUGAAGUUUGCGAGUUAGUCACCACGAAAAGCCACUGCAUUCUGUCUUCGAUGUUUCCUGAACUUCUUGGUAUGGCAAAAACAAGGCUCAAGGUUGGCUACACGGUGGCGUUCCCAUCUUCCAGCGACUUCGCAUCAGUGAAUGUUCCUGAAGGAACCAGGCUACUUCAUUGGAAUCCCUCUGCAGUUCCGAACAAAAAACUGCCCGAAGCUGACUUGCUUGUGGCAAGCAUUUCCACAUGGGGAAACAGCCAUUUAGAUAUUCUAGCUCAACAAGUCUCAAUGCAGUGCAAAAAACAGGAAUUCUUUCUAAUUGCCUUGCGCACUGCGGUGACACCUGCCGAAGAAUUUUUAAUGUCUAUGGGCUGCAUUCAGCUUCAGGUACACAGAGAAGAUGAGUUGGAGUGGUUGUUGAACUCCUAUGGUUUUACUGUUGUUGGUCUGAAGUCAAAUAAUUUUUCCACACUGCUGCUUCUGAGGCAAACAAAAGGUAUUCUCGAACAAGCGAAGCCUGAGGUCGUUACUGUGUCCAGCGACAACUUCCACUGGAUUGAGGAUCUAAGGGCGAAAGCAAUCGAUUACGAAAACAAACCCGACGGACGCACUCUCUGGUUGCUCGCUGAUGACAACGAUACAAGCGGCGUCCUCGGCUUGGCAAACUGCCUCCGAUGGGAGACAGGAGGAAGUCUUAUUAGGUGCAUACUCAGCAGAGGCAUGAAUCAGUCAAAAGCCAUCGUUGACUUCAGUCCAAAAAACCGGUUCUACAACAUCUUACUCAAGCAGGACCUUGUAGUGAACGUCUACAGCGACGCACAGUGGGGAUCCUUCCGUGAUACGAGCUCCACCUUUCGUGGCCCCCAGACGAUCGCCACCGAGCUCGCCUUCCUCAACGUGCAGACGCGAGGCGACGUGUCGAGCCUGCAGUGGUACGAGUCGCCGCUGCGUUACGUUUGCCCGUCGAAUCGCAGCGACAGGGUCCUGUGUACCGUGUACUAUGCCCCACUCAACUUCAGGGACGUCAUGAUCGCCACUGGAAAGCUGUCUCCCGACGCGCUGCCAUGUAACCAAGCCGACUACGAGUGUCUUCUGGGUCUAGAGUUCUCAGGACGUGACCCCCAAGGUCGUCGAGUCAUGGGCUUUGUGGAAAGCCAGGGCAUGUCCACAGUUGUGUCGGCAUUUACAGAAUAUCUUUUGGAGGUACCUGAAGCCUGGACCCUCGAGGAGGCCUCAACUGUCCCUGUAGUCUACAUGACUGCCUACCUCGCUCUGCUUGUGCGCGGAAAUAUGCGUCCAGGAGAAUCGCUGCUCGUUCACUCUGGAAGUGGUGGUGUCGGGCAGGCAGCUAUCUCUAUUGCAUUGGCAAUGGGGUGCACCGUCUUCACUACCGUCGGUUCCCAAGAGAAGCGAGAUUUCCUCAAGCGCCGCUUCCCACAGCUCGAAGACAGACACAUCGCAAACUCGCGCGACCUUUCCUUUGAAGAACACAUCCUCCGAGAAACUGAUGGCCGAGGUGUGGACCUCGUGCUCAAUUCGCUGGCCGAAGCGAAGCUCCAAGCCAGUGUACGCUGUCUAGCGGAACACGGGCGCUUCCUGGAGAUUGGAAAGUUUGACUUGUCCAAGGACUCGCCUCUGGGCAUGUCGGUGUUCCUCAGGAGUGUCACAUUCCUCGGUGUAACGCUGGAGUCUCUGCAUGGAGACAACCGCUUCGUCGUGGAAAAGAGACGUGAGGUUAUGAAACUCCUCCGUGACGGUAUUGCAUCCGGCGUUGUGCGACCGCUGAAUACCGUUCAAUUCAAGAGCGACCAAGCCGACGAGGCCUUUAGGUUCAUGGCCGCAGGAAAGCACAUGGGAAAGGUUGUGCUACAGAUCCGUCCUGAAGAAGCGCAGCCGCUGAAAGCACCUGCCACGCCAGUUACCGUGAAGGCCACCGCACGCGCCCGAUUCUACGAACGGAAGUCGUACGUUAUCGUUGGAGGCCUGGGGGGUUUCGGCUUGGAGCUGGCCGCGUGGAUGGUGAACCGGGGAUGUAGGAAGCUGGUGUUGACGACGCGUUCCGGAGUGCACACAGGUUACCAGCGUCUUUGCCUCCAUCGAUGGCGCGAAGCAGGUGCCAACGUCCUUGUGAGCAAAAGCGAUGCCUCCACGCUGAAUGGCUCUCUGCAAAUCAUCAAAGAAGCCGAGGCCAUCGGUCCUGUUGGCGGCAUCUUUAAUCUAGGCGCGGUGCUUCGCGACGCGCUUCUGCAGAACCAGACAGCCGAGACCUUUGAAGCUGUAUGCAAAGUAAAGAUCGACGGCACCCGGUACUUGGAUGAGUUGUCCCGCACAUUGUGCCCAGAGCUUGACCACUUCGUCGUUUUCUCGUCGCUCACCUCCUGCCGGGGCAACAUCGGUCAGUGCAACUACGGCUAUGCUAACUCCGCUAUGGAACGCAUCUGCGAACGUCGAGCUGCAGCUGGGCUACCCGGGCUGGCUAUCCAGUGGGGUCCCAUUAGUGAUGUCGGCUUGUUCCACCGCGCAAUGUCUUCGGAUGUUGAGAGCUAUGAGCUCGUACCACAGCGGAUCGCUUCUUGCAUUUCGGCAAUGGACCAAUUCUUGAGUCAAAGUCAGACGAUUGUUUCCAGCUAUGUAAAGCCUCAUCAUUCGACCAUGAAGGACAGCAAAAAGAAGCAUGACCCUGCGCAUUCUGUUGCACGCAUUCUUGGCAUCAAGGAUCCAUCAAGUCUGAGCCCUGACGUUACUCUCGGCGAGCACGGCAUGGACUCCCUCAUGGCUGUCGAGGUGAAGCAGACACUGGAGAGAGACUUUGAUCUUGUCCUGUCUAUGCAAGAGAUCCGUCAAGUAACCAUCAACGACCUGCGUGGAAUGGGUGAUGCUGGCAGUGGCAGUAAUGCCGGCUCAAGAAACACCAACACAUCAACCAAGGAAAAAGACAUCGCCAACGCGUCAAACUUUCCACGGCUCAUGCUGUUCGAGAAAGCAGUGCAUGAAAACAUCAUGGUUGAAAUGAAUGGUCUUGAAGGAUCGAGCCCAGUGUUCUUUCUGCAUCCGAUCGAGGGUCACGUGCGUGCAUUGACAGAGCUGGCCGGCUACCUUCCUGUACGCGCAGUAGGACUGCAAAGGACAACCGACGUACGUUUGCGGUCAAUCACAGAAAUGGCAUCGAGUUACUUGAAGGCAAUGCUGACAGCGCAGCCCAAUGGCCCGUAUCACAUCGUGGGAUAUUCUUACGGUACGGCGCUGGCCUUUGAAGUAGCUCUGCAGCUGCAGGCUUCCGGAGCCACCAUAGGAAGCCUGACCUUCCUCGACGGUGCACCACAGUACGUAAGCGUGGUUGCCGGUUACCGACGCGACCUCCUGGAUCAAGAAACUGACGAGCAAGAGACAAAUGUCCUCUGUGCGUACCUCAUGCAAUACGUUGACGGCGACUUUUCAGAGGUACGUGACAAGCUAAGCCACUGCAAGAACUUUGACGCCAAACUAGACGCGGCCAUAAACAUCCUACUGAAAGCUUUGGGAGACCCGCAGCCCAGCCGUGAAGACCUUGCAAUCGGCAUGUCUACCUUCUAUGACUGUCUGAAGGCCGGAAGUAUUUACGAGCCAAAAGCUAAGUUCAUUGGGAACGUAGUGCUUGUCAAGGCAUCACAGACACGAGACAUGGCACGGCGGCUGCCAGCCGACUACGGUUUAUCAGAGUGCUGUGAUGGAGAAGUCGAUGUCAGAGUGGUGGAUGGCUCACACGUAAGCUUCAUUCUCGGCGAAGGUGCAAAGAAAUGCGCAGCCAUCAUCAGUCAGCAGGUGCAGCGCUGAAACACGGUGGGCCUUGUAACACGCAGUGUACACGCGGCCUCAUUGAUCAUGCGUCGGGCGGUGUGACAAAGAGAAUGCGCGCCUGAUGAAGUCAUCACCAUUUCUUUGCGGUUUGUUCUUGGUUAUUUUUUUAAAGUAUGUGAAAAUGUUCUGACUCGUGAUAACAUGUAUUUCAACAUACUAGCAAUAUAGUGUUGCCAUAGUUUACUAAUAAAUGGCUUUACGCACAAAUACUGCUA